This is a messenger RNA of Periconia digitata, 657 nucleotides long. The record is from the annotation of a GenBank genome assembly. Lineage: Eukaryota; Fungi; Ascomycota; Dothideomycetes; Pleosporales; Periconiaceae.
CAUAUUCAGUCGUAAUGGAUCACACACGAGACCCAUGCCCGUAAGUGGACCCAGCCGGGGAGGCAAGCGUUUGGCAAUGCCUCGCGCCGCCUCCACCCAAAGACAAUACCGCCGGAGAUAACUACUGAUUAUCAUCAGAUGGAUCAUUCUCAAUGAUUUCGGUGGAGCGUUUGCUAUGGGGGCUGUCGGCGGUGCCAUAUGGCACGGUAUUAAAGGCUUCCGCAACUCCCCCUACGGCGAGCGACGUAUCGGUGCCAUCACCGCGAUAAAAUCUCGUGCCCCCGUUCUCGGCGGCAACUUUGGUGUCUGGGGAGGUCUUUUCAACACAUAUGACUGUGCAGUCAAGGGCAUAAGGAAGAAGGAGGACCCAUGGAACGCCAUCAUCGCCGGGUUUUUCACUGGUGGAUCCCUCGCUGUGCGAGGCGGCUACAAAUCUAUGCGCAACGGUGCCAUCUCUUGCGCGAUAUUGCUCGCUGUCAUUGAGGGCGUCGGUGUCGCGUUCAACCGCAUGAUGGCCGAAAAUAUGAAGCACGAGGCGCCGCCACUGCCUCCAUCUCAGCCAAGCGAACCAUCUGGUGGCGUGGCUGUGGCAGCAUAAUUUUUGGUCCAUUCUGUUCGAAAGUCUAGUCUUUUUAAUGCUAAAAAGAGGUCUGUCCU